AUGGACUCUCCAGCUCUCCAAUUCUAUUUUUUGGUCACUUUUACUUCAGUGAAAUUUGCCAGCGAAGUGACACCAGCGAUGAGGGAGUUGCUGACAUUGUGGCGGCUGCAAACUGCGAAUAUGCAGAAUGUGUUCGAUUUCGGCACAUCCGAAAUGUAUGGAACAAUAAAUCGUUCACAUUUGUUAUUAUUCAUCGUCUUGAAGUAUUUGUGCACGUUUGUCGUAUCGUUGAACAGAAAUCCACUGUUAUUAUUGAUCUCGCUCGAUGGAUUCAGAAACGAUCUGUUAAAUUCCUCAACGGUUCCAAACAUUUGGCAGUUUGCUCAACAAGGUCUCCUCUUUUUGUUUCAUUCUUCCAUUCGCUUCUCACAAUUUAUUAUUACGACGAAAAUUCAUAUUGAGUAUUUAACUUAUACGGCACCAAAUCAUGUAUCUAUUGCAACUGGUAGAUUAGAGGAAUUCCAUGGAAUUGUUGCGAACCAAUUUUAUGAUCCUUCGUCUGAUGAAUAUUACGAUAUAUUUAACUCGACUUCAACGGAAGGUAUUGUAAAUGCUUCUUUAAAUGAGCAUUUUUACAAUGGCGAACCAAUAUGGUUAUCAAAUGAACGUGCCGAUCAGUCGAGUCGAUUUUCAGCAGCAAUUUAUUGGCCAGCUGGUGAUGCUUUUUGGCCAAGUGAACCACAUCAACCUACAAUAUUUAAAACAUGGAAUGGUCAUAAAAAUCUAUCCGGAUGGAUGCAGGACUUUGAUGAAAUCAUUGCACUAUUCACGCGUUCCAAGGAUCCAGUGAAUUUUGCUGCUUGGUAUCUUUCUGAACCUGAUCAAACCUUACAUUCGCAUGGUUUCUAUAAUGGUGAAUUAAAGAAAAAGUUGAGUGAAUUGGAUUCAUUGAUACGUUACGUCGUGGAAACGGUUGAACAAAAUGAGGAAUUGACAGAUCGUUUGAAUAUUAUUUUAACAGCCGAUCAUGGCCAUGCUGAGAUAACGAGCCCUCGAAAUGUUUUUUGUAUAUCUUCGUUCGUGAAUAUAACGAAAGAUAUGAAAGUUGGUGAUAACAUGUUGUAUAUAAAUGACCAAAACUUGCGAAAAGAAGUUUACGAAAAACUGAAGAAGGCCAUAGAGUAUGGGAAUUAUAAAGUUAAUAUCUAUUAUAAAGAGGAUUUCCCGUCACGUUACGGCUACAAGAAGUCACCGCGAGUUGGCGAUAUAAUAUUGGAGCCACAUAUUGGUUCUGCGAUAUUAACUGAUUGUCCACCGGAACUCUUCGAUUUAAUCGCUCACAAUAUAACGAAGUUCAAUAAGUCAACUCAUGGUAUGGACCCAGAUAAAGAAGAAAUGCGGGCCAUAUUAGUCAUGAAAGGACCAGCGUUUGCUGAAAAGCUGCAAGUGCAAACAAUAGCCAACAAUAUAGAUUUAUACGCGUUAAUGUGUCACGUGUUGCGCAUAAAGGAAUCGCCGAACAAUGGUUCGUUAUCGAAUCUGAGAAUGGCGUUGCAGUCGCAAUCCCCCAUACAAGCACAACCCUUAAUGAGUAGCUCAUCGUCAUCGCGCUUCCUAUCACAAUCUGCCAUACUUCAACCGAUUGUUUUCAGUACGGUAAGCUCUUUCAUUUCCACCACUUUUUGUUUUUCUUUACAUUCAAAUGAUUUAUUUUCAGUUCUUCACUUUAUUCAUGACAGUCUUUGUGCCAACAUCUUUACUGACUGUAUUCUGCCUGACACUUUGUUGUUUGAGUGGUUACUGUGGAUGCAACCAGCAAAACAGUCAGCAUGA
Messenger RNA from Anisakis simplex (herring worm), 1773 nucleotides. NCBI's taxonomy places the organism in Eukaryota, Metazoa, Nematoda, Chromadorea, Rhabditida, Anisakidae. The record is from the annotation of a GenBank genome assembly.